AUGAUUGCAUCUAUGGAAGUUUUUGAUCACAAGAAAACCUUCGUUCAAACAAUCAUUGAUAACUGCAAACUAUUUGGAAAUAGGACAGCGUUCAUAGAUGCAAAUUCAGGAGAAUCUAUUUCGUUUAAUGAUCUUCUAAGAAAAUCAAUAAAAUUAUCCAAAGUCCUCACAGAAAUGGAUUUUAAAAAGGACGAUAUUGCAGCAAUAUGUAUGGACAAUAACAUACAUUAUCCCAUUAUUUUCAUGGCCUGUCUAUUCAAUGGGAUUGCGCUGCAUUGCAUCAACCCCAAAAGCACAAUUUUUGAAUUUGAACGAUUCCUUGGUAUGAGCAAACCUAUGGUAAUAUUCACUUACGAUUUCACGUAUCCUAUAAUAUCGUUAAUCAAAGAAAAGUUCAAUCUAAUCCACAUCAUUAUUAACUCUACCAAUAUUGUCAAUUGUGUCAAUUUGAAAGAGAUUUUUAAUGCUGAAGAAGAGUUUAUAGAUUUUUCUCCUGUUACGAUUGAACCUAAAGAACAGGUAGCUCUUAUUAUGAAUUCAUCUGGAACCACGGGAACUUCGAAAGCCGUCGAGAUGACUCACGAAAAUUUGACAAAUUUGAUUAAUUUUUAUGGUAUACCAAGGUUCAUAUCCUGCGAUGUGGAUGACGUCAGCAUCGCUGUUUGCCCUUUUUACCAUCUGUACGGAAUCAUUAUUUUUGUGAACACUCUCUUAACUGGUAUUGUCAACGUUGUGAUGACCAAAUUCAAGAAAGAUACUUACUUGAAACUGAUUGAAUCUUAUAAAGCUACAGUUUUAUUUAUCGUUCCGCCUAUUGCUACGCUCUUGGUCAAAAGUUCAAUCACCGACAAUUACAAUCUAAGCAGUGUUAAAGCAGUUUUCUCAUGCGCAGCGCCUUUAGCAGGCGAUGUUCAAGAUACUCUGAAUAAGAAAUUGAACGUGACUAUUCAACAGCUUUAUGGUAUGACCGAGAUGUCAGGAGUGGUAACUGCAUUUCCAAAUGAUACUUCUGGACAUAAAAAAGCAGGAUGCGUUGGCAUCUUAAUUCCUGGUUUAUUGGGGAUGGUGAAAGAUUUAAACGGGAACACGGCUUUGGGUCCCAAUCAACCUGGAGAGUUGUGUUUUAAAGGGAAGUUUAUUAUGAAGGGAUACCUUAAUAAUUCUGCUGCAACUUCAAUGAUGUUCAACGAUAAUAGUUUCCUUAUGACUGGGGAUUUGGGAUACUACGAUGAAGAUGGUUACUUUUACGUCAUCGAUCGGCUGAAGGAGCUGAUCAAACAUAAAGGUUUUCAGGUGGCUCCAGCUGAACUGGAAGAUAUUAUAAACUCACAUCCGGGUGUUUCCGAUUGUGCUGUUGUUGGAAAACCAGAUGAAAUUGCUGGAGAAUUACCUAUAGCCUUCGUUGUAAAGCAACUUAACUGCGAUGUUAGUGAGCAGGAUAUCAAAGAUCACGUUGCAUUACAUGUUUCAAACGAAAAACAGAUCCAUGGCGGAGUAAGAUUCUUAGAAGAAAUCCCAAAAACUGAAUCUGGUAAAAUUCUACGAAAAAACCUAAGGUUAUUGGUUUCUUAA
This is a messenger RNA of Nicrophorus vespilloides, 1572 nucleotides long. Its product is annotated as 4-coumarate--CoA ligase 1-like. Gene Ontology annotation, biological process: fatty-acyl-CoA biosynthetic process; long-chain fatty acid metabolic process. The record is from RefSeq and is a predicted model, not a curated record. Bases 1 to 1572 code for a protein of 523 amino acids. Gene Ontology annotation, molecular function: long-chain fatty acid-CoA ligase activity. The transcript is spliced from 5 exons. NCBI's taxonomy places the organism in Eukaryota, Metazoa, Arthropoda, Insecta, Coleoptera, Silphidae.